Messenger RNA from Cryptomeria japonica (Japanese cedar), 1614 nucleotides. Its product is annotated as protein trichome birefringence-like 36. Bases 121 to 1413 code for a protein of 430 amino acids. The transcript is spliced from 5 exons. Gene Ontology annotation, molecular function: O-acetyltransferase activity. The record is from RefSeq and is a predicted model, not a curated record. Gene Ontology annotation, cellular component: Golgi apparatus. Lineage: Eukaryota; Viridiplantae; Streptophyta; Pinopsida; Cupressales; Cupressaceae.
AUCGAGUAACACUGUCACAGCUAAUUCUUGCUUCCAAUAGUGGUUUUCUGAAUCUACUUAAACUGGCCAUUGCAUUCAGUGAAAUCCACAUUGAAGUGAAGUUUUCAGAUUACACCAUUAAUGGAGUUCCAUGGCAGAAAGAGACCAGUAGUCAAGUUUUGUGAGAUUUUAAGCUUGUUCUUCUGCUUCCUUGGAGAUAACAAUUCCUUUGUUAUCUCAAAGGAGACUGAGGAUUUUGAAGUACAUUCAAGCAAUGGAAAUACUGAAGGCAAUGGAGUAUCUCUGAAUGUUUCUAGAAGCAAUUAUGUGGACUAUGGUGGCAUUCAUGGUAGGAAAAUAGAUGGAGACAAAGUCAUGCUAAAUCAGUCAAGGCUGCUGGAAAAUGAAAGGUGGGAUGAUACAAAGGCUGCAAGGCAAUGCAAUAUAUUUAAAGGAAGUUGGGUACAUGAUACCUCUUAUCCUCUGUAUUCUGCUCUCAAAUGCCCUUAUAUUGGUGGUCAAGCAAACUGUAGACUUAAUGGGAGACCAGAUUCUGACUAUGAGAAAUGGAGAUGGAAGCCACAUAGCUGUACCAUUUCAAGAUUCAAUGCCUUUCAUUUGCUGGAGAGGCUGAGGGGAAAGAGAUUAAUGUUUGUUGGAGACUCCACAAGCAGAAACCAGUGGGAAUCCAUGGUCUGCCUCCUUAAUGCAGUUAUUCCAAACAAGAAGAAAUAUAUGGCUUAUGGAUCUCCUCUUACCACUUUCAAAGCCCUGGAUUAUAAGGCUUCUAUAGAGUUUUUCUGGGCUCCCUUUUUGGUUGAUCUACAGAUCAAUCAUCAGGGAAAAGGAAUUCUUAAUCUGGAUGCCAUUGUAAACAAAGGAGUUUACUGGAGGGGGGUUGAUAUUCUAAUCUUUGAAUCUGCCCACUGGUGGACUCAUACUGGCAGUGAAAAAUCAUGGGACAUAAUAAUGGAGGGCAGAAGAAUGUACAGAGACAUGGACCCAAUGCUGGCUUACCGAAAGGGAAUGACUACGUGGGCAAACUGGAUAUCCACAAACAUAGACUCUAGAAGAUCUAGAGUAUUCUUUCGUGGCAUGUCCCCUAAACAUUACAGCCCCAAUGACUGGAAUGAAGCAAAUGGGCACAAGUGCUACAAUGAAAGAGAACCAGUGAAGAUAAGAGGAUAUAGGCCUCCAUUGCCAUCUCAAGUCUCCAUAAUCAAGCAAGUUCUUAAGAGGACCAGAUUUCCUGUGGCUUAUUUGGACAUUACAAGGCUGUCUCAGUUCAGAAAGGAUGGGCAUUCUUCAGUGUACACUGGCAACCUCAAUGGAGAGCAGAGGAAGGAUCCAGAUAGGUUUGCAGAUUGUAGUCAUUGGUGUUUACCAGGUGUUCCAGACACCUGGAAUGAACUUCUAUAUGCCCAUCUGCUCUAGGACUUUCAUAUUGAUCAAACAGUUCUGUAAUGUGAUUACUAAAGAUUUGAAGGCAAUAUGAGUAUGCAUUUUGACUCGUAGUUAUGCACAAGUUUUCAAAGUUAUAAUCAUUGUACUCCCCACUGGUUUAUUGGGCACUGUACUUUGCAAGAGGGUCAUGAGUCAUAAUCAUCUUUUAGCAAUAUGAUAAUAUUUCAGACA